Molecule: messenger RNA, 4047 nt
Organism: Durusdinium trenchii
Lineage: Eukaryota; Dinophyceae; Suessiales; Symbiodiniaceae
Source: the annotation of a GenBank genome assembly
AUGGUCAUUACAGACAUGAGACGUGCAUCCAUGCACAUGGAAGAAAAGGUUCUAAAGCUCACAGAGAGGUUCAAGCUGGCGCUGCUGUCCCGAAGACAUUCCGUUCGAUCGGAGGAUAGCGAAUCCUUGGGCCACACCAGUUCCGAUGAGAAUGAAGAGGAAGAGGAAGAGGAAGGAGGCAUGGAUGCAGCCAAGCUGCGACAGAUUCUGGAACAUCAGCAACAUGGAGACCUCUUGGAGUCUGAGACUACGAGUGACGAGGCUGAGCAUGUUGCCCCUUCCGGAGGCUCUGUUGAAGAUGCGCUCUUACACCUACAAGAGCUUUCUGGUGUAGAGGAUCAGCUGCACCGAGCCUUAGCACACUUGCUUCACAAGCUGCACGGCACCCCUAAAAUGGAGGAAGUCCACGAUUUGCUCAAAACAAAAGUGCAAGAGCUCAGUGAAGCUUGGCAUUUGGCAGUGACGAUUACGGCCCAUUGUGUGCCUCAUGUGGACUCCAGGGGAAGUACCACUUGGAAGAUUCGGGAGCAGCGGUUUGCGUGGCUGGUCCCAUUGGUGCAUCAGCUGGCCCAACGCUGUGGGGAGCUGCGAGCUGUUGGAGAGGUGCUUUGGGCGGAAGCAGUAGCACAUGGCGGUCCGCAGAGAUUGGAGGCGCUGGAGAAGAUCAAAGCCGUUCUUCGAAGCUUGGCACCCUUCCCCAAGCAAAUCAUCCAGGCGGGUGAGGAAUCCAUGACGCGAGUGCAGAAGGGGCUCCGCGAGAAGCUGCACAUCAUGGCCGCUGCCAAGGGCGCCCUCGAGCAUCUCAGCAGCCUGCCAGAUGCCAAUGUUGCACCUUCCGAAGGUGUGGCCGAGAUGCUGCCUUUGGGUCCAUCGUCCCACACCUUCCUGACGGCAGUGAAGGCAUUGAUGAAAUUCUUGACCAGCGAUGCUUUGGCCGAUGCCAAAGUCUUCGACCGCUUAACAGGGCCUGAGAUUCUGGGUGUUUUGUCCCAAGCCGUGACAGGUGAUAUGAAGCAUGCUUUGCCAGAGUGCUUUCGUGCGGCGAUGCUGUCCCUUGCUGAUCUGGGCAACCUGAUUGAGGAGUAUGAGCCGCAGCCAGUGCCAGGUGAAGAUGUGAGUCUCGUCGAUGCCAGUCUCAUCGCUCAAAAAGGCAAAAAGACUGGGAUUCAUCAUCAGGAGCGUUGGAAAGCCUUGGCCGCAGGGGCGCGGCGUCGCAUCGAAUCCGGCACUCCCUUGCCAGACUCUAGAUCUGGCUCCUUCCAGUUGGGGAACUCCCGCCCAUUGUUCAGCAGGGAAAGAUCACAAACGGCAGAGUCUUCAAGGCCGUGGACUUCAACGCCUCAACGACCGUCCACAGAAGGGUCAACCAGGUUGCCAUCAAGGCAGCAGGCCGACCUCACGUCCUUGGAGCGUGGGCGUCAAGAACAGCCGCCAUCGCCGCUGGGGUUGCAGGAAGUGCCUUUGGACCAGCAGAAUUUGGAGUUCGAGCUGGAAAAGCAGCGACUAGAGCAGGCUCAAAAGGAACAAGAAGAGGACCUUCGAAGGCUUCAAAGUGAGGAGCAGGAAGCCGCGCAGCGUGUGGACGUCUUGCGGAGAACCAUCUCCAAACUGAGUCAAGGCUCAGACGCUUGGCGUGUGGGAGAAGUCUUGGAAGAGUUGGAGAAAAUGGAAGAAGCUCGAAAGACAAUUCAAGCUACGCUUGACGAGUGUCAGCAAGUCACAGAGCUUCUGCAGGAGCAGCAGAAGGAUGUCCAAGAGCGUCAGUCGCUGCAUCAUGAACGCACCAGAAUUAUGCACUCUCACAGUAUGCUGCCGGUCCAAGAGAAGACUCGGAAGGCCAAGUCUUUGCAAUGGCAACGAUCUCUCAACAGAUUGUCGGACAUUCAAAGCAAGAUGGAGCAGCUGGACAGGGAGAUCUCCAUUAAGCAAGGGGCCGCCAGCAACCUUGAGGCGAAGGUUCUUGAGCGUCAGAAGUCUAAGAUGGCACUUGAGACUGGAAGAUCGGGUCCAACUGCGGAAACUACCCCAGCGCCCAAGAUCCUCACAGAACAGGAAGCAAUGGCUAUCUAUGCGUCGCGGGUGGCCAUGCGAUCACUGUGGAAGGUUCAAGGCUACAAGCUGAUGCAGGCACAAAGAGCCGCCAAGAUGUAUUGCCAACACCUUCUAAAGCUAGAGGAGGGUCCACGAGUGGUUUUUGAGUUGGAAGGCGGUGAGAAGCGAGGUGCAUCUUCGAAGAAGCGUGGCUCUCAACUUCGCCGUUCCGCCACAAAAGUCGGCAGCAGAAGGGCAUCCUCCACCAAGUCGGGCAGUAUCUCCCCAAGCCCAAAGUCAUCAACUACUACAUCAAGAGCGUCAUUGAAGAGAGGAUCGUUGCAAAAACGUCCUGGGAAAGAUGGUACCAAGUCAGAGGAGCAGACCAUGUAUGUUGGCCGAGCGAAGUCAAAGAUCACCCGCUCGUUGACUCAUGGUCAGCCAAAACUGACACGGGAUGCCACCCGCCGAUUGUCUAGGGCCUCUAUUGAAUCCAGGGCGGACUCGGUGGAAGCGGCUGCUUUGAUGGAGUCCAUCACCGUUCGACGCGAUGGCCGCGCGACCACCGUGCCCGUGAUCAACGUCCGUUCUGCGUCUCCGGCGUCGGCCAGCAGCUACACCAGCGAGGAAUCAGAGGAGGAAGAUGUUGAGCUGCCUGAUGUACCAGCCAUCGGUCGCAGAGCAAACAUAAUGACUGACCUGUUGGAGACGAAGGCCUUAAGAAGUAAUGUCCAAGCGUCUUUAGGCGAGCAGGAGCUGGAGCAGAGCACCCAGUGGGCUGAUGAUUGGAUCCGACGCAAAAGCAUGCAAGGGCCGCAAGGGGAAGAUGCACAGGAUGUUGGCGUGCUGGAUGGACGACAUCUCCUACGGCGCACUGGUCUGUCAGAAAUCACUCCCCUUGUGGCCGAUGAAGCUUUGGGCAUUGACGGCUUGGACGUCAGUGACAGCGAAGACGAGGAAGUCUUGCAGCGAAAACCGGAGUCUUUGUUGGAGCAUUUGCGGAAGAACUCCAUGAUGGCGCCUCAAGCACCCCAGGUCAAGCCGAAGAAGCCUGGCCUUCCAGGUCGAGCUGUCCAGCUGGGCAUGCCCUUGCAGGGAGGCUCCCCGCUGGUGGUCUUUGCUGGAAAGGACCGGAUGCGAAGCAAAGGUUCUAAAACUCCCAAGCGCAAGACCACAAAGAAGGAGGCUGAAUCACCAGUUCGGAAGGAGGGUUUCUUGGCGGAUCCCUUGAUACAGAAGUUGGAGAAAGAGUUUGCACACCAACCAUCCCUCCGGGAGAAAUCGCCGAUGUCCAGGCGGGAGUUCUCCACAUCGACCAGUAUGCCGGGGGAUGCUGAAGGAUUGCAUGAAGACUCCUUGAUGACCUUUUCUUCGGUGCUGUCCGGAGAAAAGUACAGCUACCUCAGCGAGAAUGCAAUUGCAGCAGCUGUUGGUGAUGAUCCACGUGCCAGGAGGGUGGAGGCUUCCAGACCACCUUUGCCCAAACUGGUGGACGUGAGGAAGAACGGGCCAGGUGAUGCUGCAGCGGCUCAGUAUGUAGGCAAAGGCUGCAAGGCGGUGGUUUCUGCUGCGAUGGUGCAAGCAGCGCGCAUGCAACCACCAGGAUACAAGCCACCAAGGUCUAAGUUGGCCAAGCCCAAAGCGGCUCCAAAAAAGGGAGGGCAAGCAGUCGAGGUUGAGACAGACUCUCCGAUCUUGCAAGACUCGCCUGACACGAGCAGAUGUCCAACAGUACAAUUCAUGGAGGAGGAAAAAGAAAUUGAUGCACAGCAUGGACCCACUAUGCCGGUGAUUCGUGUACAAACUGCCGGCAAGAGCAGCACUGGCCCAGAAAGUGGGCCCGCUUCUCCCUCGUCUUCAGGCUGGAGCCAUGGCAGUGUGGCAGAUCCCGGCGAGUUGGGCGGAGGGCGCUCCUCCCGAUCGGCAGGCUCCGUUUUGACCACCCGCCCGAAGCAGUGCCAACCCUUGCUCUCAGCCAGAGCCAAAAAGUAUUUCAACGGUGGAUGGCACCGCUGA